Etheostoma spectabile (orangethroat darter) is the source of this 6919-nucleotide messenger RNA. It is a transcript of the gene crb2a, whose product is annotated as crumbs cell polarity complex component 2a. Gene Ontology annotation, biological process: Notch signaling pathway. The record is from RefSeq and is a predicted model, not a curated record. The transcript has 12 exons. Bases 190 to 4416 code for a protein of 1408 amino acids. NCBI's taxonomy places the organism in Eukaryota, Metazoa, Chordata, Actinopteri, Perciformes, Percidae. Gene Ontology annotation, molecular function: calcium ion binding; Notch binding.
CUGUCUGUUAGAGUUCGCUGCUGCACUCAUCAGUAGCCAAGCAUGGGCAGUGUGUAGCAUGCCAGCCUCUAAACACUGGGCAACAGCAACGUAGCCAGGAGCUUCUCCACUACACAGCCGCAUGUCACUACUUUAGGUCUUUUCACUUUUUUUUUUUCUACAUAUUACCUUUUGGUCCUUGGUUUUACCAUGGAGUUGGGGAAAAUUCAUCUGAAUCUAAAGACAGUACUGCUGACAAUGAUGAUGUUCAAAUGGGGAAUCCUGUGCACAGCCACUUCAGACAAAUGUUUGUCUGCUCCCUGCCAGAAUGGAGCCACCUGUGUGGACACCAUGGAUGACUACGCCUGUCUCUGUGCCAGAGAGGGGGUCCAAUACAUGGGCAAAGACUGUGAUGAGCUCUAUGACGCCUGCUCCUUUGCCCCGUGUGACAACUGCACCAGCACCCCGGGCACGGCAGAAUACCACUGCCUCUGCCCGGAUGGACUCACAGGGGAUAAUUGCACUGAGGAGGUGGACGAGUGUCAGAGCAACCCAUGCUCUGAGCCCCGCUCUCUGUGUGUAGACCAGCUGAACGGAUACUUCUGCAGAUGUCCUCCUGGGUACGGGGGUUGGGACUGCAGGACACAUGUGACUGACUGCAUCGAUGAACCCUGCAGCAACAAUGGCACCUGUGUGUUGAGACCACAGGGCUUUGAAUGUCGCUGUGCACCGGGGUUUGAGGGGACGACCUGCGAGGAAGAUGUGAAUGAGUGUUUGUCAGAGCCCUGUCAGAACGGAGCUAUCUGCAUCCAAGGAGUGGCAGAGUUCCACUGCUUCUGUGUGCCGGGGUUUCAGGGUUAUAACUGUGAGAUCGACAUCAACGAGUGUGCCUCACGACCCUGUGAGAACAACGCCACCUGCAUCAAUGAGAAGGACCACUAUGAGUGCGAGUGCCUGCUAGGAUUUGCAGGAGUCAACUGUGAGGUGGAAAUCGAUGAGUGUGAGUCCGGGCCCUGCCAAAACGGGGCCACCUGCCACGACCUGGUCAGCACGUACGUGUGCGAGUGUCUUCCCGGCUUCGAUGGCAUCGACUGUGAGCUGGAUGUGGAUGAGUGUGCCAGUGAGCCCUGCCAGAACGGAGCCCGCUGCCAUGACAUGGUGAACAGCUAUGAAUGUGACUGCACCGAUACAGGAUUCCAGGGUGACUACUGCGAAGUGGACAUCCCUGAGUGUGCCUCCAAUCCCUGUCAGCACGGCGCCUCGUGUUCAGAGGGAGUCCGAGGAUACGCCUGCCUCUGCUGGCCAGGUUAUGAAGGAGCAGACUGUGAGAUAGAUAUCGAUGAGUGUGGCGAGCAGCCGUGUGACAACGGCGGCGAGUGUUUCGAGCGCUCUGAUCCGUCCCACUGGGAGCUGGACUGGGAGCUCAGCUUUGCAGAUGCUGCUGGAUACAUCUGCCAGUGUCAGCCAGGCUUUGCAGGAGAGAACUGCUCGGUCAACGUUGACGAGUGUGAGUCUGAACCGUGCCAGCACGGGGCCACUUGUGAGGAUAAGAUCAACGGCUACACCUGUGCAUGCGCUGCUGGUUUUCUAGGUGAGCUGUGUGAAGUCAACAUUGAUGAAUGUGAGAGCCAGCCGUGUCAGAAUGGGGGCUGGUGUGAGGACGGCAGGGCAUCCUACACCUGCCACUGCCCUGAGGCCGAGUCAGGUGAACUUCCAUGGGGAGGGGCUAACUGCCAUGUGAAACUCUACGGCUGUGUAGACCAUGAAUGCCAGAACGGUGCCAAGUGCCAGGCGUGGCUGGAGGCUGGAGAACACGGCCACACAUGCUUGUGCCCCCAUGGCUUCUAUGACGAGCAGUGCUCCACCAGAACUACUUUCUCCUUCUCCAGUCCUGGAUUCAUCCACAUUCAGGUUGUUCUAGAAGAAAGGACCCGCAGGGAGGUGGAGCACCGUGGUCACCAUGGUUUUGGAGUACAGCUACGCUUCCGCACAACUAUACACAAUAUGUUGCUCUUCUACAGAGGGGAUGUGGACAAUCACCUCUUCUUGGAGAUUGUGAAUGGUGGUCUUCACGCAAAGGCCUUUUCUGAGGAGUCUGAACUGGAUGUAACAUUUCCUGGUUUGGUCAGUGACGGAGACUGGCGGGAUGCUCAUGUGUUUGUAGAUAAUGAAGGGCUGGUUCUGAUUGUGAAAGGCGCUGGCUGUGACAGGGAUGGGUGCACAGUCACAGAUGGUGGUGCUGAUGAAGCAGCUUUCCAACCCUCUGAAGCCUUCACUCAUGUAUAUGUAGGUGGAGCACCAGAGCACCUUUUGGAGUACUCUGAGAGGGGUGCAGGCUUCAUUGGAUGUAUGGAAGACCUGAUGAUUGAUUCUAAGCCUAUCCUACCACAAACACUUCCAGAAGACCAGGGCCAUGAGCUGGGCUGCAGUAAGACUGAGUGGUGUCAGCCGGACCCCUGCUAUGGACAUGGACGCUGUGUGGACCUGUGGACCAGCUACCAGUGUGACUGCUACCGGCCCUUCCGUGGUGAGCGCUGCUCUCGAGAAUUCCCUUCGUGGACAUACAGCCAUGAGGACACAGUGAGCUUCAGUGUCUACGAUGUAGGUCAGAGCCACGGGAGCAACUUCAACGUGUCCUUCUUCCUGCGCUCCUUAAAGCCAGACGGGCUGCUCUUCCAGCUCCGCAGGGCCACAGGCGUCUACUUCUCUGUCUUCCUGGGGAUGGGGAGGGUUUUUGUCAGCUCUCUGCCCAACAAUGCCCCACUGACAGCUCCAAUAUUUGUGACUACUGGCGAGAAGCAACUUCUACAGGUGGAAAUCCGACACAGACAGGUGAUCUUUGAGCACGCAGGACUUCGCUACGGAAUAGGAGAGAUCCCCGAAGUAGAUGUCAAGAGUGGGGAUCAGGCCUAUGUAGGGGGACUUCCAAGAGACUGGGACUCUGACAUGUGGGGGGGGCAUUACAAAGGUUGCCUGCAGGACCUUCGGCUAGACUCGGUGCAUCUCGAUGUGGAUGCCUGGAACAGCUCAGAUGAGGAGGAAGUGUAUUUACCAAGUGAUGCUGACAACGUACAGAAGGGCUGCGUCAGUGAUGACACUUGCAAGAUGAAACCUUGUCAGAAUGGAGGAGAAUGCACCAUCACCUUCAACGAUUUCACAUGUUCUUGUCCAGAGGAAUACACCGGAAAGACCUGCGAAACCCGUGUGUGGUGUGUUAGUGGUCCUUGUGUCAACGGCGGCCAUUGUGUGGACCUUCCAGAUGGAUAUGAAUGUGUGUACAACGCCACGUUUGAGAACAGCGCUGUGCACUACAGUGCUGCAGGCUCCCUGGCUGAACCUGUCUCUGACGUAUACAUGGAGCUGCGCACUCGUUCAGAGAACGCUGUGCUCCUGAGGGCCUCCUGGGGCUCGGACCUGCUGCUGGUCGGUCUGCUGGACUCCUCAGUCCGGGUGGAGAUCCACAUUGGCAACAGUGUCGAGGCACUGACCUUUACAGGAGUCCGUCGGGUGGCUGACGGGAGCUGGCAUCGCGUCAACAUCUCAAUGGCUGAGAGGGAGCGCAAAGCCUCUCCCUGGGUCAUCACCGUGGAUGGAAUCACAGACGCCAGUAGUGGGCCAGAGCGCACAGGGAGCCUUGUCUUUCUCAGGGCCAAGGGGGCCACGCUGGCCAUUGCAGAGAGCUUCACUGGCUGUUUGGGUGCAGUGAGGCUCGGCGGAGUCUACCUACCUUUUGUCGAUGACUACAAAGCCCCGCAGCCGUCUCAGUUCCACUUAGUUGGAAAAGCAAAGAUUCGUUUGGGUUGUACCAGUGCCCCUGUUUGUGAUUCAGACCCUUGUAUGAAUGGAGCCACCUGUGAAGACCUCUUCAAUAAGUUUGGCUGUGUGUGUGACUCGGGUUGGGAAGGGGAAGUGUGUGAGACAGACACUGAUGACUGUGCGUCUCAGCCCUGUGUUCAUGGAAGCUGUAAGGACUACUUAGCUGGUUACGAGUGCCGCUGCCACCCUGGAUAUGCUGGUCCACUCUGUGAGCAGGAUCUGGACGAGUGUGAGCAUCACGCCUGUGAACAUGGAGGCAUCUGCCAGGAUGGAGCCAACAUGUACACCUGUACUUGUCCCAAGGGCUACAGUGGCCCUCUCUGCCAGUGGGACUAUCCUCCGAUCCAGUGUGGUGAAGAUGUGCAGUGUGAAAAUGAUGCUAUCUGCAAUGACGGGCUGUGGGGGGCUAACUGUACCUGUAUGCCAGGCUUCACAGGCACCAGGUGUGAACUGGAGAUUGAUGAGUGCGAGUCUAACCCCUGUCGAAACGGGGGUUCCUGUUUGGAUCGGUUCAACAUGUUUGUGUGUGAAUGUCCUCCUGGCUACAGCGGUCCAGUCUGUGACACUAACGUACGUUGGUUACAUUUUUAUUCUUCACGAACAAGCCAAGAGAUGAGAUGACAUUUUCACUUGUUUCCUAGCAACAUGUACCACAUAUCCCUAGAAACAUAAAAAAAGUGAUUUUUUUUUAUUGAUUUGAAGGCUAGAAUGUGUAAGAAUCCUGUUGUGUGUGACUCUGCAGAAACGUGCCCAGAGACAAGGCAUCCCCUGGCUGCUGGUGGCCAUCCCACUGCUCUGCUUCUGCGUGCUGAUCCUCACCGUCGGCCUGGCCUUCAUGGUGCUCACAGCCAGGAAGAAGCGCCAGUCGGAGGGCGCAUACAGCCCUAGUGCUCAGGAGGUGGCGGGGGCUCGGCUGGAGAUGGACAGCAUGCUCAAAGUGCCGCCAGAGGAAAGACUCAUCUGACACAGAGGCCGAGCAUGAUGGGAAACUUUUAGCUCCUCCACUGAGGGCAUAUGUUGUCUGGUGGUGCCAGGUACUGAGCCGGUCUGCUGCAUUAACUCUGUAGGUGCUGUGCCCCCACUAGUUUGUCUAUGGCGGGCCGUCAUCUGUGUUUAUAGUCCCAGCUAGUGCAGACGCUACGGUACACCCACGCUGUGGAAAGCAUUGUCAGUAGUUGUUAGGGCCCAGCAGCCCUAGACCUAGUCCUAGACCCAGCAGUCAGUAACGCUGCCCGUCCUCUACCGGCUACUAGAUGCUGCUCUAGGACAAUGCUCAGUCUCUAUUGGGGAGGGUUGGGAAUAUGCUCCAACCUAGAAUUACUUUCUUUACUAUAAAUGUUCCACUUAAAAGACAAGGCUUAAUUACGUUGGGUUAUUGAAUUAGGGGUGUCCAUCCACCUGACCUCACACAUGAAGCAUGUCACUGAAGAGUCUGGGAGCUCCCUGGAACUCUUUUCUCCAUGCUUCUUGUUUGAGCUUUAACUGGGGCUCUUUUAAAUCACCAUCAUCAUUCCGUUGUGUUCUCAUAUGCUGCGAUGGUUUCAUGGCUCCGCCAGCUGCUGAUAUUCACCGAUGGGGGGUAGGUUGCAGAUUGCUCCUCCAGCUUCCACUAAACAUAGAAGCUUUCAUGGUUUUUACAAAGUACUAGAGAGUAGGAUUAAGAUUGCAUACAGGAUUCUUACCAGGAGACUACAGACUGCAGAUUGGAGGAUUGGAGAGUGCAGUUUCAUAUCGUCUGAAACUCAGACACACAAGAGGACUUCUAGACUUUUCUCAGCAGUAAAAUUGCACCUCCGGCCUCCUGUCACUGCCUGGAUGACACACAUCCUGAGGUUUGUCUGUGCAUCCCUGACCACAUAUCAGCGCAGUGAUGGCCUUGCUCUGCACAUGUUUGUACUCGUACUUUGUGUGUGAAGGCAGGGCGAGGCUCCAGCGCUUAGUGGUUCCACUGACUGACACACACAUCACGAGAUGUUCAUCGGUUAACGACUCAUCAUCACUGGCAUGUCCAGACUUUGACAGCACCGAUUCAUGCAGGGCUGGCAUGAAUCACACACACACACACACACACACACACACACACACACACACACACACAGCAGUACUCAAGUGCUAAAAUACAAAUUCAUCUUCAUUUAGGAAUACCCUCCAUGUGGACACGAAAUAAGACAGAUAUUGUGUAAAUUGAUUAUUAAUAAAUGACCAAAAUCAGUUGCUAUGUAGUGAACCUGAGACUGUUGGGGGUCCGGCGGCUGUCUUCCAGGGGUGGUGUGUAAAGAGACAACAGUAUCACAUAUACUGGAUCGGGGGGGGGACUGCUUUCCAGGGUAUAAAACCCAUACAGAAACUUUAUUAAACGUUAUUUUCAUUUUGUUUUGUACACGGCCUGGUCCUGUGUCACCGCUGUACAGUUUCUAUAUUUAUUCUCUGUCCUCACAAAGGGAGGUUUCAGUAGCAAGGUGUGUUUUUAUCGAUGCAGAAUAUAUUAUGAACAUCUCAAUAUGAAGGCGACAUUGUUACAAUCUAAGGUUGAAAUAUUGCACCAAAAUAAGUAAUGCAAGGAAUAAACUGACCCAUGGGAACACGCUGUGGUGUGUGUAUUUAGUACACAGUAUUUAUACACAAUAAAGUCAAACUGGUUCGGAAGUGUGUGUGCAGCGUAUCCCAGCAUGCAUUGGACCAGAGGACAGGUGUCCUGUAUGUUCAGACUGGGGGGGGGGGAACUAAACAUCUUUUCAUCUGUUCUGUUGUGUUUUAGAAAUAUGAGCACCAUUUAAAAGACAAUGCUUUGGAAUGUGCAGAAAUUAAUCUACGUUUUAUGUUUUCUAGACAACAGGGGAAUGAAAAUAAACAAGUUAUAACAAUGUCUUAAAAAAUGUAUUUUAAUGUCAAAAUGUAUUAUAAAAUGUCUUUGCCAAAAGUCUUCAAACAAUGAUUUGUCUUUGCAGAUCUAACUAAAAGAAAAAUUUCACUUUUUUUUUACAUUUUCAAAAAAUAUCUUAACUUUCCCAAAUUAACUUCACUUUACAAAAAUGUCAUUGGUUUCUAAAAAAAGACAUGGUAUAAAUUUACAAAAAAUGACUUUGCUUUCCAAAAAUGCCCUUUCUUUAUUUACUUUUUUUUU